GCUCGUCAUUACAGCGCGACACUGUGUCUACAGGGUGUUAUUGUACACAACAGUGUGUGUGUUAGUGAACAGAGAGGACGUGUAGGUCUCUGGAGAGCGCACAUGGCGAUUUGGAACACCGCCCACCUCUUCCUGUUCCUCUGCACGUGGGUUCCUGGGCUGAGUCAAGCUUCCAGAACCGAGUGCAGAGUCGAGCUGAGUAAGGCAGACUGCAGCCACAUGAACCUGAAUGCCAUUCCCCAGGACCUGCCCGAGGACAUCAGCGUCCUGGACAUGUCCCAUAACCGACUGGUCCAGCUCAAGCCCUCGUCUCUGACCCGAUACAACCGUCUGGAGCAGCUCGACACCAGCUACAACAGUCUGAAGGCAGUACCGGCAGGUCUGUGCCAGGCCGUGCCCAGGCUGUGGCGGCUCACCCUGCGUCACAAUGUAGUGCACCUGCUGCAAGACCAAGACCUGAGUAACUGCAUACGCCUCACACACCUGGACCUGUCUGAUAACAGAUUGAAACUUAAAGGAGAACCCUUCUCAAAGACAGAGAAUUUGGCCUGGCUGGACGUGUCCCGAAACAAGCUGACCACCGCUUGCCUGGGAUCGCGACCCCAGCUUAACAGCCUGGAGACCCUCAUCUUUGCAGGUAACGACAUCAUGGAGCUGAAAAAGGACGACUUCAGGUUCCUCAACGAAUCCUUGUUGUUCCGGACGCUGGUGCUUUCUUCUCUGCCUCUAAAGAAGGUAGAGCCUGGCUGCUUCAAACCCAUUGCUAGGUUCCAAGACCUGGUGCUACAUGGUUGUAAGCUCAACCCCACCAUCAUGUCCAAACUCUGUGAGGAACUCUCUGACACCUCUUUGAAAAACCUAUCCAUGCAAAACACCCAGCAAUUCAAUCUGAACCUCAGCACCUUCAAAGGUUUUGACAAGACCAACCUGACUAUCCUGGAUCUCUCCAACAACAGCAUGACCAGUAUCACAGAUGGGGCCUUUCAGUGGUUUCCCAUGCUGGAGAAUCUCUCUUUAGAGCACAACAACAUAAAACAAUUGACCAAAGAAACAUUUUCUGGACUAAAGAGCCUGAAGAAGCUCAACCUUCAGUUGGCGCUUCUGAAAAGUCAUGUGUUGCCUGUCAUCGACGACUUCUCUUUCCAGCCACUGGUCCAGCUGGAGUAUCUGAACAUGGAGAGGACAUCGUUCAGGGAGAUCACUGAGAAUAUUUUUUAUGGACUUCCAUGUCUAAGAGAGCUGAAUCUGGGUUGGAGCAGCACAGGGCUAAAGACAGUCAGCAACACCACAUUUGUCUCCUUGAAAGGAUCUCCACUUCUUCAGAUACUUAAUCUUACAGGUAUGGGCAUUAAGGCCCUGGGGCCAGGAGCUUUUUCAAGCUUGGGAAACUUGAAGCUUCUAGUGCUCAGCCACAACUUCAUCAACCAGCAGCUGACAGGAGAAGAGUUUCAGGGUCUUGACAGUAUCAAGGAAAUCCAUUUGUCUUACAACCAGCAGAUGAUAAAUUUGACGUCUACGUCGUUCAUGUAUGUACCCACAUUGAGGACUCUUUUGCUCGGGCAUGGCUUACGUCCAAAUACGAAAAUGGACCCGUCUCCAUUUCAAACGCUGGUCAACCUGGUGGUGCUGGAUCUCAGUAACAACAACAUUGCAAACAUAAAAAAUGGCUGGCUUGAUGGAUUACAGCAUCUUAGUGUGCUGAAACUUCAGCACAAUAAUUUGGCCAGGGUGUGGAAAAAUGCUAAUCCUGGAGGUCCUGUGCUGUUCCUUCACGAUGCUCAGAACCUUACCAUACUUGAGUUGGACUAUAAUGGUCUUGAUGAGAUUCCAACGAUGGCCUUUCAAGGCCUCUCACAACUAAGAUACCUCAGCAUUAGUGGGAAUCUCCUGAAUUUUCUCUACGACUCCAUUUUUGACGAUUUGCGGUCUUUGCGCUUCCUGUCGCUGCAGAAGAAUCUUUUGACCUCGGUGAGGCCGGAGACGUUCAAAGUGCCGCUGUCCAACCUGAUUGAUCUCUACAUGGAUCAUAACCCGUUUGAUUGCACCUGCGAGAGCAUAAUGUGGUUCCACAAAUGGCUCAAUACCACCAACACUAGCGUACCUGAUGUAGAAAGCUACAUCUGCAACACUCCAUCCUUGUACUUUAAUCGCUCGUUGUUGGACUUCAACCCAGAAUCCUGUAAGGACCUGGUACCCUUUCAGGCUGCAUAUAUAAUCUCCAGCACUUUAGUACUGGGUCUAAUGGUUAUAGCCUUCUUGGUGCACUACCAGGGCUGGAGGAUUCAUUUCUAUUGGAACAUUCUAGUCAGUCGCACCCUGGAUAUAAAUGAGUUUCGUUAUAAAAGGUUGAACGAGUGCAGAUACAAAUACAAAGCCUACAUUGUCCAUUCUCAGGAGGAUACACUUUGGGUGGAACGAAGCCUGCUUCCUUUGGAAGACAAGGAUUUUAAAUUCUUCUUGGAAGACCGGGAUGCAAUGCCAGGCUGUUCCACAUUAGAGACGAUUGUAGACAACAUGAGAAUGUCCCGGAAAAUAGUUUUUGUUAUCACUGAGGCACUUUUGAAUGAUCCCUGGUGUAGACAGUUUAAAGUCCAUCACGCCCUUCACCAGGUAAUGGAAGAGAAUCGGGACUCGCUGGUCCUGAUUUUCCUUGAAGAUGUCGCAGAGUACCGCCUGACCCAGUCGCUCAUGUUGCGUAAAGGCAUGCUGAAACGCCGCUGCAUGCUCCAGUGGCCUCUGCAAAAAGAGCGCAUCACGGCUUUCCGCCAAAAGCUACAGCAAGCGUUAUCCUCAAGCAACCGUGUUGCCUAAAGCCGACUGUCUGGGUAGAACCUGGAUAAAGCAUUUAAUGAACAAGGAUUGCUGUUAAUGCUAGCCUCAGUUGGUGCUGUUUACCUUUCUAGUACCUUUGGUAACAAGUUGGCUUUUUAUGCUAGCAGUUUACAAGGUUGAGGCUACGUUGAUGUAGCUACUUAGCUCUCUCAGCACACUAGGUUCGUAUUUUAGAUACUUAAAAUAACAAGUAUUACUAUUAAUGCUAGGUGCUGAAACUAAAAAUACAGUCAGCUAAUCCACUUUACGCUGACAGGGCUAGAAGGAUUUAGGUUUGAAGAAUGAAUAUGUUAUGUCAAGCUAAUGAUAGUUAGGCUAAAUUAAUUAAAAUAAGCAAAGAUUUUGCUGUUGCUAGCCAUUUUUAUCACUUAUCUCCAGGUCAGAAGAGAUCAACUGAGUAAUGGAACAGUUUUAGGCUUUUACAUGAUACAGCAGAACCUCGACAUACGAAUUCAAUCCGUUUUGGAGGCGAGUUUUUAAGGCGAUACACAUUUUCUCAUGAGAAAUAAUGUAAAUGCAGAUAAUCCGUUCACGUCACCCAAAAAUAUGACUAAUAUAAAAAAAAUAAUAAAACUUGUAGCUUUUGAAAGCGUGUCAAAGGCAACAUCGGUAUCAUGGGUCGACUCUUUCGAAACUGUUCUCGCUGGCUGACAAAAAUCGCAAACUUGCUUCACUUUGCUUUCUACUGAUGCAAAUAAGUUAUAGCAAAAAAACUAGCAAACCAGUUAUAUCAAGCAACUUAGCAAACAAGUUAUAGCAUCUUGUUCAGUUUGGUUCAAUUGUUCGUAUGCUGAGGUUCCACUUUAAGUUUUUUUUGGAAGAGCUAAAGUUCUAAUACGGUACUUUAUCCACAGGUUGUAACAGCUUCAUAGAGAUUCCUCCACUUUCUUUCUUUCUAAACGAACAGUUUCACCUAGAGUGGAGCUCCAAAUUCAUUUUUUAAACCAAUGCCUCAGAAAUAAUAUGAACUAGAAGCAAAUGUUUUGCACUAUAUAGGGCUUUUAUCAUAUGUUGUAUUUUUAUAUAACAUAUAUAUAUGUUUAUAUAUUUGCUCUAAACCAAGAUAUCAGAGAUGAUUUUAUAAAACUGUGCUGGGUUCAGGUCUCAUGAUUUAUUGUUAUAGUCUGCCCUCUAGUGGCUGGUUUUGCAAAUAAACAAUUGAGUGUAAAUUUA
Messenger RNA from Clarias gariepinus (North African catfish), 4005 nucleotides. RefSeq names its product toll-like receptor 3 (gene tlr3). Gene Ontology annotation, cellular component: membrane. Bases 103 to 2811 code for a protein of 902 amino acids. The record is from RefSeq and is a predicted model, not a curated record. Gene Ontology annotation, molecular function: protein binding; transmembrane signaling receptor activity. Gene Ontology annotation, biological process: toll-like receptor signaling pathway; inflammatory response; immune response. The transcript has 5 exons. Lineage: Eukaryota; Metazoa; Chordata; Actinopteri; Siluriformes; Clariidae.